AUGGUGAGACCUUUCGAUAAUAUUGGUGACAUUAAUGAACGAAAAGAGUUAUGGAAGUUCGAUGUAAUUAUACAUCGCAAAUGGAAGGUCACAACAACUAACAAGGAGUAUUUCGAGUUGGUUAUAAUAGACAAACAUUGCCAUGAUAUUCAAGUGGUUGUUCCAACUUUAUUUAGGAAAUCUUUUGACUCUGUUUUAUUGGUUAACUCGAAUUACACCAUGUCAAACUUCCAAGUGGUGCCUAAUGAAUUGCUAUUCAAACCUACAAACCACAAAUAUAUUUUGAAAUUCAUUAGUGGCACAACAAUCGCAAAUAUCGACAAACAUGAAAUCCUUGAAAAGAUGACUACCUUGACCCCAUUUGCUGAUAUUAUUUCAGGAAAAUGGCAGAAGUCUCUCCUAACUAGUACGAUUCCUAUAUAA
This is a messenger RNA of Vicia faba (fava bean), 423 nucleotides long. NCBI's taxonomy places the organism in Eukaryota, Viridiplantae, Streptophyta, Magnoliopsida, Fabales, Fabaceae. The record is from the annotation of a GenBank genome assembly.